Messenger RNA from Rhincodon typus (whale shark), 1545 nucleotides. RefSeq names its product dopachrome tautomerase (gene dct). Gene Ontology annotation, cellular component: melanosome. Gene Ontology annotation, molecular function: oxidoreductase activity; dopachrome isomerase activity. The record is from RefSeq and is a predicted model, not a curated record. The coding region runs from base 1 to 1545 and encodes 514 amino acids. Gene Ontology annotation, biological process: positive regulation of neuroblast proliferation; ventricular zone neuroblast division; melanin biosynthetic process from tyrosine. The transcript is spliced from 8 exons. NCBI's taxonomy places the organism in Eukaryota, Metazoa, Chordata, Chondrichthyes, Orectolobiformes, Rhincodontidae.
AUGUGGAGAUCUCUCUGGCUGUGGACGGCGAUCGCGCUGUUUGAAACAGCUUCUGCUCAGUUUCCCCGCCCAUGUACCACAGUCUCUGCCCUGCUCUCCAAACAAUGUUGCCCAUCGCAGGGCUCGGAUGCAGCAGUACUUUGCGGGGCUGAACUCAAUCGAGGGGAGUGUACUGAUGUGCAAGUAAGUGAGAAACCCUGGAGUGGACCCUACAAUCUGCGAAACGUGGAUGACCGGGAGAGGUGGCCGCUCAAAUUCUUUAAUCGGACCUGCAGAUGUACGGGAAAUUUUGCUGGGUAUAACUGUGCUGAUUGCAAAUUUGGAUGGACCGGCCAAAACUGUGACCUGAGAAGAGCACCAGUGAUCAGAAAAAAUAUCCAUUCUCUGACCCCAUCAGAGCAACAGCAGUUCCUGGAUGCACUGGAUCUAGCCAAAACUACAAUGCACCCAGAUUAUGUAAUUGCUACUCAACAUUGGCUGAGUUUGCUAGGACCUAAUGGGACCCAACCACAAGUAGCAAAUGUCACAAUAUACAAUUAUUUUGUGUGGCUUCAUUACUACUCCACAAGAGACACACUGCUGGGACCUAGUCAGACAUUUAAAGCUAUAGAUUUUUCUCACCAAGGUCCAGCUUUUCUUACCUGGCAUCGAUACCAUUUAAUGUUGCUGGAGAAAGAUUUACAGAAACUCAUAGGAAAUGAUUCAUUUGCAAUUCCAUAUUGGAACUUUGCCACAGGAAGAAAUGACUGUGAUGUCUGCACAGUGCCUUUGUUGGGAUCCAUGCACCUUGAUGACCCGACAUUAAUUAAUCAGAGUUCCAGGUUCUCGCAGUGGGAGAUUGUGUGCAAUAGUUUGGAUGAUUAUAACCGCUUGGUCACUCUCUGCAAUGGAACAAAUGAAGGUCCAAUAAGGAGGGCCUUCUUGGGAAAGAGCGGAAUCCGGCUGCCAAGCAUGGAGGAUGUUCACCGUUGUAUGUCUAUUAAAGAAUUUGAUACUCCACCUUAUUCCAAGAAUUCUAAUUUCAGUUUCAGAAAUGCCCUUGAAGGAUUUAAUACACCAGAUGGCAAAUCAGGCACUGGCGAAGUUCAAAGUCUUCACAACUUGGUUCAUUCUUUUUUGAAUGGAACAAGUGGGAAUCCACACUCUGCAGCAAAUGAUCCACUUUUUGUGGUGCUCCAUACCUUUAUCGAUGCUGUUUUUGAAGAGUGGAUGAAACAAAACAGCCCUGCAAUGAGCUCAUGGCCAGAGGAGCUGGCACCGAUUGGGCACAACAGGCAAUCUAAUAUGGUGCCAUUUUUUCCACCUGUGACCAAUGAGGAACUAUUUCUAUCAUCAGCCGAUCUAGGUUAUUCAUAUGCAAUUGAAUUGUCACAAUUUCAUAUUUCCUUGGGUACCGAGCUAGCUGCGACCAUCAGUGGAAUCUUGGUGGGCUUUGUCUUGUUAGCUGUACUGCUGAUGCUAUUUCUGCAACAACGAAAGAAGAGAGGUUAUGAACCUUUGUUGGGUUCAGAAUUUUCCAACAAGAUGUACAUUGAAGAAGCUUAG